UACUCCCAUUAAGUAUAUAAAUGAUACGUUAUAAGACAAACAUGCACAACGAUAUAUUAGUGGUUUCCAUGGAUACUCUUAAAAGCUCCAUAACCAUAUCAUCCAUAAUUCUCUCACUUGUUUUUUGUGUGUUCCUAGUUCAUCUUCUGACCAGAAAACUACAUGGAAAAAAGAGAUACCAUCCAAUUGGCGGCACCAUUUUCAAUCAGCUUAUAAACUUCCAGAGGUUACACCAUUACAUGACGGAUCUUGCUGGCAAGUACAAGACUUAUAGAUUGAUUAGCCCUUUCAGGAAUAAGAUUUAUACUUCUGACCCUGCUAACGUCGAAUACAUUCUCAAAACAAACAUUGACAACUAUGGCAAGGGAUGGUAUAAUUAUAGCAUUCUAAAGGACUUGUUAGGGGAUGGGAUUUUUGCAGUUGAUGGAGAUAAAUGGCGGGAGCAGAGGAAAUUGUUGAGCCAUGAGUUCUCUACGAGGGUCUUGAGGGAUUUCAGCAGUGUGGUCUUCAGAAAAAAUGUGCCAAAGCUGGCUCAAAUAUUAUCUGAAGCUGCCAAUUCCAACAAGGCAGUUGACAUUCAAGAUCUAUUCAUGCAAUCAUCUCUAGAUUCUAUAAUCGAAGUUGCCUUCGGAACUGAGCUAGACAACACGUGCGGUUCAAAUGAAGAAGGCAAAAGAUUUAUCGAUGCAUUUGACAAUGCUAAUGCAACGACAACUUGGAGAUAUACUGAUAUCUUCUGGAAGAUUAAAAGAGCUCUCAACAUCGGAGUAGAAGCCAAGUUAAGGGACAAUAUGAGAACUGUUGAUGCAUUUGUUUAUAAGCUGAUCCACAUAAGAACUGAGCAGAUGAGUAAACCAGAAAAUCAUGUUCUAUCUAUGCAGUGGAAGAAAGAAGACAUUUUGUCAAGGUUAUUGCAAAUAACUGAUACAGAUCCCAAGUAUUUGCGCGAUAUAAUAUUGAGCAUCUUAUUAGCUGGCAAAGAUACAACAUCAACCACCCUUUCUUGGUUCAUAUAUGUGCUUUGCAAGUACCCUCAUGUACAGGAGAAAGUAGUACAAGAGAUUAAAGAAGCAACAACUGACAAAACAAAUGCAACAGACAUAACAGAAUUUGCUGCUAAUGUGAGUGAAGGAGCACUUGUAAAGAUGCAAUAUCUUCAUGCUGCAUUGACAGAGACUCUUAGGCUUUAUCCUGCAGUUCCGUUGGAUCCAAAAAUAUGUUCUUCAGAUGACACCUUACCCGAUGGAUUCAGUGUGAACAAAGGGGACAUGGUGUGUUACCUACCAUAUGCAAUGGGAAGAAUGAAAUUCAUAUGGGGUGAUGAUGCAGAAGAAUAUAAACCAGAGAGAUGGCUUGAUCGCGAUGGUUUAUUCAGGCCAGAGAACCCCUUCAAAUUUACAGCUUUCCAGGCAGGGCCGAGGAUCUGCUUGGGAAAGGAGUUUGCUUAUAGACAGAUGAAGAUAUUCUCUGCUGUGUUGUUAUCUUACUUUGUUUUCAAGUUGAGUGAUGAUAAGAAGGCUAUCAACUACAGGACAAUGAUUAAUCUUCACAUUGAUGGGGGAUUGCAUGUUCGUGUCUUUCGUAGAAAAGGCAACUAGAAAGAGUUAACAUAAAUAUGUAGUAAUAAAGUAUAUUAGUAUUGUUGAGAAUAAAUUCGUAACAGAAAUAAUAUUUGCGGUAAUAAAGGCAAUAAAUGUGGAACACAACAAUACGGUUAAUCAACGAGAAUAAAAGAGAAAUAAUGACACCAAGAUUUUACGUGGAAAGCCUCAUAAAUAAGGGAAAAACCACGACCCGA
Molecule: messenger RNA, 1798 nt
Organism: Solanum pennellii
Lineage: Eukaryota; Viridiplantae; Streptophyta; Magnoliopsida; Solanales; Solanaceae
Product: cytochrome P450 704C1-like
Exons: 6
Coding region: 21-1598 (525 amino acids)
Molecular function (GO): oxidoreductase activity, acting on paired donors, with incorporation or reduction of molecular oxygen; iron ion binding; monooxygenase activity
Source: RefSeq, a predicted model, not a curated record